UAAAAUCAUGAGUCUUGUUCGCUUCCGUGGUGGUUGACUUGGAUGUGGUCUUGUAGCUACGCAUAUUUUUGGAUCACGGGAACUGCGUACUUGUUGUCUCUGUUUUUCUUUCUACUUCAUAUUACUGGGAAAUAGCGUAUGGACAUUGCUGAAUGCAAUUCGGAGCCAUAUAACGAAUAACGAAUAACGAAAAUAACGAAUGCUACAAUCAAAGUCGUAAUACAACACAAUAACUAUUUAGACGAGUUUGAUCUCCUAGUAGUACAACUCAACGGCAAAGCAGAGCAAUUUUUUAUUUGACGAUCAGCUGUGCGAUUGUGUAGGACGAAUGAGGGACAAGAAAGUAUUUUUCUUGUCUUUUACUUAAACUGACUGAUAACGUGGUUAAACUGUAAAAUUACGGAAUAAGGAAAUAAAUUUCAGAAGUAUAGUUAUCACUGUCUUUGCUUAGUGAAGUAAAUGAAAAGAUGAACAAGUACGUAAAUUUAGCGAAAGUGAACUCGAAUUACGCAAUGCGUAUGAACCGACUGAGUAAUCGAAUCUUUGGUGAAGUAGUCAGGCCUACUAAUCAGAAAUCAAUGAAGGUGGUGAAGCUCUUUGCAGAAAAACCAGUGAAUAAGCGAUCGGAGGUUGUGAAUUAUUAUCCAAGAACCAAAGAGACAGAGACAAUGAUGGACCAUCUGCGUAAUUAUGGUCUUUAUAGGAAUGAACAUAAGGACUUCAAUGAAGAAUAUAAUCGCUUAAGACUUCUUCGUGGGAAAUCGAAAUGGAUACCACCUCCUUUCAGAAACAAACAAGAAACGAAAACAUAAAUUUCUUAGAUUCAUGUGUCAAUUCUGUUUCAUGUAUUUCAUAUGCAAACAAUAAAUCAGAAUUAAGUAUAA
Molecule: messenger RNA, 884 nt
Organism: Harpegnathos saltator (Jerdon's jumping ant)
Lineage: Eukaryota; Metazoa; Arthropoda; Insecta; Hymenoptera; Formicidae
Gene: mRpS33
Product: mitochondrial ribosomal protein S33
Exons: 2
Coding region: 468-812 (114 amino acids)
Cellular component (GO): mitochondrion
Source: RefSeq, a predicted model, not a curated record